Messenger RNA from Mauremys mutica (yellowpond turtle), 1582 nucleotides. It is a transcript of the gene EMCN, whose product is annotated as endomucin. The transcript is spliced from 18 exons. The coding region runs from base 276 to 1163 and encodes 295 amino acids. Lineage: Eukaryota; Metazoa; Chordata; Testudines; Geoemydidae. The record is from RefSeq and is a predicted model, not a curated record.
GCCUCACAGAGAGAGAACACACCCUGCCUGGCUCUGCAAGGGAAUUCCAGUGCGACAGAUUACAAGCAUGAAGCUGCUUGGAGCUGCCCUUCUCUCCCUGGCUGUGUUCAGCAUCUGCACCACAAAUGAAGAUACAAGCUGCUCAGGGACCAUGCUGUGAACAUGCUGCCAGGCUUGAGAAUUCCAUAGUCAUAGGUCACGUGGCUGCAUUUAGUGGCAGGGGAACACGAACAAGAGAAGCUUGAGUGAGGAAGUUGCUGCCCUGUAAGCAUGAGAUGCUCCCACCGCUGGCUAUAUUAGGGAUUACUGCUGACAUGGGGAGGACAGCACAAGAAAAUUCAUCUAUGACUCCACCAUCCAACACUGUUCAGUCAACUGCAGCACAAGAAAAUUCAUCUAUGACUCCACCAUCCAACACUGUUCAGUCAACUGCAGUUUCCAGUGAUUCAACCAUUACUAUAAACAGUAGUAUAAAUGUCUCAGUUUCCAGUGAUUCAACCAUUACUAUAAGCAGUAGUACAAAUGUCUCAGCACAAGAAAAUUCAUCUAUGACUCCACCAUCCAAAACCAUUCAUUUAACUGCAGCACAAGAAAAUUCAUCUAUGACUCCACCAUUCAAGAGCAUUCAGUCAACUGCAGCACAAGAAAAUUCAUCUAUGACUCCACCAUCCAAUAGCAAUAAGUCAACUGCAGUUUCCAGUGAUUCAACCAUUACUAUAAACAGUAGUACAAAUGUCUCAGCAGGGAAAACUGAAUCACUGCCAGGGAGUUCUGUGACGGCAACAUCAGACUCCACUUGGAUGACGGCUGGCUCACACUGGACAUCACCAUUAACACCAAGUCCUGGCAGUCCUGGUAGCAAUGACAAACAAGCGGAUAAUGACCAGUAUUCCAAUAUUAUUUUGCCAGUUGUGAUUGCCUUGAUAGUAAUAACCCUUUCUGUGUUCAUUCUGGUGGCUUUGUACAGAAUGUGCCGGAGGAAAACCACAGAGGGACAAGAGACUGGAACUGAACAAGCCACAACAGAUAAAGAGGGUGUCAAACUUCUUUCUGUAAAGACAAAGACAACUUCUCCUGAGACGGGUGAACACUCCUCUCAGGGAAAGAAUAGAACUCACCAACAUGAUGAAUCCUCCUCACACCUGGGCAAUAAAUAUAUGUGAAGCUGCCUCUUUUGCCACAUUAUAAAGGAACUGCCCUCUGAAGUUAUAGUUCCACAGGGGACAUGUGGAUCAGCUGCAGCUUCCUAUAGACAGGAAGAAUAUUUGUGUUAAUUGUUCUAUGAUUAGCUCUUAAUUUCCAUACUUUAAAUGCCUCAUGUUUUCUGCUGGAAAGACUCUUGUGUUUUCUUAAUGGCUACAUAACUGGUGUACUGUACAUAUUUAUUAUUUCUACACAUAUUAAAGCAGAGAAACUUUCAGAAAUGAUACAAAUAUUGUAAAAAUCUGGUGGUGUGUGGCUAAUAAUGAUGUCUUUCUUGUAUAUAGAAAUGUUUUCUUCCCAUACAGGAAGGAAUAUGUUAAUAUAUUUUCUUAUAUGCUCAAUAAAUAGUCUUCUGAAAUCAUAUGUAGUAGAUUGCAAA